Haliotis rufescens (red abalone) is the source of this 10286-nucleotide messenger RNA. RefSeq names its product synapsin-like. Gene Ontology annotation, cellular component: synaptic vesicle membrane; synaptic vesicle. Gene Ontology annotation, molecular function: ATP binding; metal ion binding. The transcript is spliced from 15 exons. Lineage: Eukaryota; Metazoa; Mollusca; Gastropoda; Lepetellida; Haliotidae. Gene Ontology annotation, biological process: neurotransmitter secretion. The record is from RefSeq and is a predicted model, not a curated record. Bases 443 to 1897 code for a protein of 484 amino acids.
GCUCCAAUCCAAGACAGGGCUGGAUCGGAGAGGAGCUUGCGUCAGGAAAAAUCAAUCUCUAUCGUUUGAGCUGUGCCAAGGCAGCUGACAUCGGGGAAACGGACCGAUUUGAGAUUGAGUGAGAUGUGUGAGUGAGCCUGCAUAUCCUCCUUAGAUGCGGAAUAGGACAGUCAUCAUCUGAACAUUCCGUGAGCCAAGUGAAGCGGCAGCACUACUGUCAGACUGUCCGUGAGGAGACCUGAGUGGGAGAUACCUCAGUAACACUCGUUCAGAACCACACCCUCCAACACAUGAGGCUGGAUUAACAAGAGGAAACCACCCUCACCUACACUCUAAGGUCGCUUCUGUCACCAAGUUCGUGACAGAAUUACAGUUCUGUGUUGUUUUUUCUCCAACCGCCAAAAUUUCGUUCAACACGUUUAAAGAUAAUUUCUCCACGGGCAUGAACUUCCUGAAAAGGAGGUUCAGCUCGGGAGAUCUACAAGGAGAACUACGGGAUGAAGACUUCAUCCCUCCCGUGGCACCACGGAAAGGCCCCUCGCCAAGUGCCCCAAGCUCGCCCUCAAAGACAACAUCAGCGCCUGGUAUUGGAAGGGGUUUUUUCUCGGCAAAUAAACCCACAUACAACCGUGAUAGGUGCAAGACCCUGCUUGUCAUUGAUGACUGUCAUACAGAUUGGUCAAAAUACUUUCGAGGCAAAAAGAUAUUUGGAGACUGGGAUAUACGAGUAGAACAGGCUGAAUUUGCUGAAAUAAACCUUGCUGCCUACACUGACUCAGGAUGUAUGGUUGAUAUUCAAGUGAACAGAAAUGGGACUAAAGUUGUCAGAUCAUUCAAACCUGACUUCCUGCUAGUGAGACAACAUGUCCGAGAUGCACAUGAGGACUGGAGGAACCUGUUGCUAGGCUUCCAAUAUGGCGGAGUGCCUAGUGUUAAUGCCCUCCACUCUCAGUACCAGUUCUUGGACAAGCCAUGGGUGUUUGCCCAUUUGAUAAUGAUACAGAAAAGGCUGGGAAAGGAGAUGUUUCCACUGAUUGAGCAAGCUUACUACCCUAACCACAAGGAAAUGGUGAGUAACCUCUGGCUUAUAACUCCAAAGUUCCCGGUGGUUGUGAAAAUAGGCCACGCCCACUCCGGCCUGGGGAAGGUGAAGAUAGACUCUCCUCAUUCAUUUCAAGAUAUAGCAAGCGUGGUGGCGGUCACUAGAUCAUAUGCCACUACUGAGCAGUUUAUUGAAGGCAAAUACGAUAUCCAUGUUCAGAAAAUUGGAAACAAUUACAAAGCCUACUUGAGGAAGUCAAUAUCAGGGAACUGGAAGGCCAACACAGGAUCAGCCAUGUUAGAACAGAUCGCCAUGAAUGAGAGAUUCAAGACAUGGGCAGACGAAUGUGCAGAAAUGUUUGGAGGGCUUGACAUGGUGGCUGUGGGAGCAAUACAAGGCAAGGAUGGGAAAGAGUACAUCAUUGAGGUGAAUGGAUCAUCCAUGACGCUGCUGGGAGAGACGCAGGAGGAGGACCGCAGACACAUAGCCGAGCUGGUUCUCGGCAAGAUGCAGAUCUAUUGUCGACCCACUCCAACAAUGAGCAAGACGUCAAGUACAGGAGGAUUAAUGCACUAUGCCAUGAAUGGCAGCCAGGACCGCAUGGGUCCCAACCAACCGAUGUCACAGCAACAACAGCAGAUGCAACAGAAUCAGAUGUCCCAGAUGCCAGGCAACAACCCACAGGGGAAUCCUGCCAAUGCUAGAGGACCAGGAAUGAUGCCAAUCGGAGGUCAAGGUCAGACGGGCCCCUCCCCCAUGCCCUUGCCCCAGGUCGGACGCAACCAGAGCAUGGAUGAAGAGGACACUAUGAGGAAUUUGAGGAAGACAUUUGCAGGAAUCUUCGGUGACAUGUAAGAAAAACACCUAGUAUUACACGGAAGUAUGUCAGAAGUCCAUCGGGCAUACAUGAAGCAAGGCCCUAGACAUCAACUGUGUCACAUUUAUGCUGCAACAGUUCUGCAACAGUGCUGCAACAGAGCUACACCUAAACUGCAACAGGACUACAACAGUGCUGAAAUAGGUCUGUAACAGGGUUGUAACGAGGCUGUGAAAUGGCUCUGGCAGCCGUACAACAACCCUCCCUAUAGCAGUGCUGAAACAUAAGCGCUGAAGUGCUGAUGUACACCGGAACAGCUCUGUAAUAGCACUGCUCCAGAACCGUCACAGUCCUGCAAUACCGCUGCAUCCCAACCUGCAGAAUCCCGUCUUCAGUAUAACAGUUGUGUUAGACUAGCAUAUAUUACAGAUAUCAUGUAGUCAUUUAGUCAAGGGAUAUCUUCAAAGGUUUUAUCUUUUCAAAUAUUUUUUUCAUCUAGAACCCUUGUGAUCACUUCAUGAUGAUGCAAACAAACUGUGGUCAGUUUCCGCUUAUGUUGAUGAAUGCAAAGGCGUGGGAUGAAAAUAUUUAUUUGAAAACUGAACUUUGGGGAACCCGUGAACCACGAGCUGAUCGUGUAGUGUAGGACCUCUACUGUUUUGAAAUUGUUGAAAGAUGUAAUCUUUACUUUGGGACUGUCUCAGUCUUUGUAGAAUUGAUCAAUAUAUGUCAACAUUCCAUAUGGAUUAAUCUACUCUGCCACUUUUACUGGGUUUCUCCCAAUCUUGCUGUUUCUCUACUGUAACCUGUUACAGCUUAUUUGUUACAGAAUUCAAAUUCUAAAUCGCAUCUUUGAAGGAAAUUAUCCUUUUGCCUGUAAAUAUAAAACCAACGGUUCCUGCUGUGCUACAUCUUGUAUGUUCUUUCCCGGUAUCGGGGAAUGUUGUAAAUGUCACGCAAUAGUGGGGUGAUUCCAUUGUGAUAGUGACGUGAUAUUAUCGCGAUAAUGCAUCGAAAGUGCCGCGAUAAUAACAAGAUAGUGCCGCAUUUGUGGCAGAAAUUUGUUGGGAAAGUACUUAUGAAAUGUAUGCACGUAGCUAAUCAGACACUGUGGUAGAUGAUCAUGUGAUACCAUUCAACCUAUAAAUAGGAUUUUGUUGAUUCCUCAAAGCUCAAGUUAGCUCAAAUAUAUUUACAAUACGUCAGUUCAGCCAAGAUCACCAGCAUGUAUGGAUGGCUUAUUUAUACUUGUGGAUGUGUCCGUUAGAGGAAUACAUUCUUGAUCAAGGUGCUUCAACUGAGGUUUAUUUGAACUAGAAUUGUUAUGUCUUAACUGUGAGAGUUUAGAUGAAGAUGUGCUGAAGUAGGUCGACAUAUUGUGUAGGCGUACACUAGCUCCAGAUGUGUGUAGAUGCUGCCAGUGUUGUACAUGACGCUGGUGAGAACCAGUUAAUACUAAAACCACACCCUACCUGGGACAUAUCUCAUGUUUUGCAGUAGGAAAUGGAGGUUCAUAUUUCUUGGGUCAUUGUGAUUUCUUCUUUGUAAAAUCUUAUUUAUUCUUAAGAUUCAUCAAAUUAAUGUAACGUCUUGUUCUAUGGAUUUUCUUCAACAUUAAAUACGCCGAGUGGCAGGAGAUAAACAUACUGGUUUGAGAAAAUAUGAUUUCAAACACAUCUAAAUGAAUUAUCUAAUACCUUCUGUAGAUGAGGCACAUCACUGAAACAAGGAAAUUGCUAAGGUAGCUUUAUGUCCAAAAAAAUGUGAAGAGUCUUCUCUAUUGCAGUAAAUUAAAGAAGUUGUUAUCUAUAAAUUGCGUCAACUUCUAAGAAAUGCCUAUCAAUUAGGAGUCUUCUGCCAAACCUUAAAUGAUAGAAACAGUUACUGUGCUGAAAGCUAAUAAAAUUGAUCAUUUUAGGAAUAUAAAUAUUAUUAAUACUGGUAUUAUUUUAUAUUUUGACUGCUGAUUAAAAUUCAAUUUAUGAUUUUUAUAUUGGUCAGUUUUGUGACGUAUUGAACAAUGUCAAUAUGUUUUAAGAGUAUCAUGCAUCUAAAAUCAUAUUAAUUAACAGUUCUAGUUUCUUGACUGAUAGGCAUGGUGUAGACUUAUACCAUUAUUUGAUUAAAUUUGAUCCUAUGUUAAGCAUUGACCAAUCAGAAAUCGCCCAUAUUAUAAAACAUGUUGAUAACAGUAGAUCAGGGGAGCUAACUCUUGAACAACCAUGCUGUAGUAGGAUAAUUAGUAAAGGACAGUGUGUUGAAGGGUUCAAACCUACCAAAUGACAAAUAUCAUUUAUGAAAUAAAAUUGUUCUUUUUUAUUUACAUUAGUAUACUGUACUGAUCCCAGCAGUGUAUAUAAACAGAUGCCAAUCUUUGCUCAUAGAUCUUAUGUAGAAGUUGACUAGGGAUAGAUAUAUGCAACAUAGAUACGUCAAUUAUUUGCAUUCAAAGUUGUAUAUUAUGAUUCCAGAUAUUUUGUAUAUAUUUGUGUGGUCAUGUGCAUUUUAUUUCAUAUGUCAUCUUUUCAUAAUCAAAUAACAUGAUGAUUUCUUAUCUCCUUAUGUAGUUGUAGACAGCAGAGGGUGUAACAGUAGAAGCUGAUGUGAGAUUAAAUACCAUUGGUGUUAUUAACACACUACAUAGGUGUUGUCAUUUUAAUAAUACAUGUGUAAAUUAGCAGUAAUUUGUAUUCAUUUCCUAUUUUUAGUGGAACCUUUGCAAUAAAAUAUUUUUUUCCAAAUGUUUAGUGAAAUCAAAAAAUUCUAAACUCUCGCUACAUGUGUAGGUCCUGUUAGAGAAAUUGUUCACUUGAGAAUAAAUUUUCUUAUUUAUCUCCGUAUCAGUAAUCAACAUUCUAAGGUUUAAAAGAAGUUAGUUCCAGCAUUAGCAUGAAAAUUUGCCUUUUUGCUUUCAAAUUUGAAAAUGUUUCUUCACCUUUUUCAUAACUUUUUUUUUUUUUAAGUGUAAAACUGAAAUUAAACACCUUAAUGCAGACUUUCAUCACUGAACCAUAUGUACAAAGUAUUAGAAACCUUAUAGCCAAAUUUGCUGAUUUUUUUUGGGUCAUAAAACAAAAAUGAAAUACAGCCAUGUAUUACAAUACAAAUAAUAAUCAGCAUGUGUAAACAGUGUUACAGGUGUUAACUGCAAGUUUCAUUUUCAUCCUACAUCUCCAUAAAGUUCAAGGUCAGUAGCCACAGAUAACUCCAUACCCAGUACCACUUCCCCAUCCAUAAUGCAUCAAACAUUUCUGCUGCUGGAAACAAACAAAAUGUGUAUAUGAAGAUACACCAACAUAUAGAGUAACAUACAAGCCCUGGAGAAAUAACUUCAAUAUAUUUCUGUAUCAUUUAGUUACAACUUUUUUGCAAAUAACUUGAAAAUCUAUUUAUGAACUGAAUUUGAAGGCUUGGUUGUGUUAUAUCACUAUUUAUGUCUUAUUAAAGUUUAGAUAACUGAAUAAGGUGAUUACCCUACGACUUUUGCGCCUCUAGAUAUUUGAUUUCUAGCUGUCCAGUUGACAAGGGAUGCAAACAUGGGACCAAUUUUCAUUUGAACUUUGUGUAAAUAAGGAAAGUUGGUGUCAACGAUUGACGAUAAUGAUAAAUGUUCUGUUUGUGUGUCAGGUGUAAUUUUAAUAACUGAAUGUGUUAAUAAUGCUUUUUAUAGCUCCAUGUAUGCAUAAGUACUUUAUUAGUGAUUGAGUGCUUUUUUAUUGUGUUAAUGCAUCAAAAAUUUGCUUUAAAAGUGUUCCUUGGCGUCAUUUGUGCGAUGUUCCCUAGUCUCCUCCUAGAGUAUGCAAAGCAUUCCACUUGAAGUGUUCCUGGAACGCAGGGUGUUCCUGCAGUGCAAGGUGUUCCUACAAUGCUGUAGUGCCAUAUAUUCACAGCAUUAGUUACGAUUGUAGCUUCCAGAUGUAGUUUUAGAUUAAAUCAGACAGGAUUAUCCCAAGUUUGAUCCAGAUUAAGCCCUAUAAUGACACCAUUUUUUGUUGCAGUUGAUUCUGAGCCAGGAAUUCACUGGCUAUUCUGAACACUCAUUUUAAUGAGGAAAAAACAGACACAACUAUAGUUAAUUAUGCAAAUUAUUUGGAUUAUAUAUCAACUAUGACAUGGUGUAAUUCGGAAAAAAUCACUUGAAUCUUUUGAUGAGGAAGUAGAAUCAACUCAGCCUUGGGUCUCGUUGAUUCUAUUUCUGGAAUCAAGAGAUUCUCAUGACUUCUCUGUUACAUAUAUAGUAUAUGUCUCAUCAAAGACACUGCACUGUGCUGAUUGACUAUCUGUAAUAAUAUUUAGGCGUGACAUGAUACAGAGUGUGUGUUUGCAGUUAUAUGCUUUCAACAUAUUCUUUUCCCAUCACAAUCCAUCCUCAGGUCUUCAGGGGUAUGCAUUCACCAUGUUGCUGGUGUCUACAGAUCUGUGAAGUAUUGAGGAAGGUCAGUCACAAUCACAUUGAAUAUACCGUAUUCGAAGUAAUAAGCGGCCAGGGCGCUCUCAAAAUUAGAAAUGGGGGGCUCUUAUUAGAAUAAAAUUUUGGUGAGAAAACAAUACAGAGUUGAAAGAUCGUAAAUUUCGUGAUUUAUGGUGACAGCCUGAAAAGAAACAAAAGAAAAGUCAAUGCGUAUUAUACACGACAGAUAUAUUUUCCAGAAUUUAAUUGCCCAUAAUUAAGUGUGCAUAUAACACACGAGUGCAUAUUAUACACGAAUAAAUAAGUGUUCAUUGAUCAAUCGGAAGGGGUGCUAAUUGGGAUUGUUCACUAGCCAAUAUAUUAGCAAAUAUUGCCAUGGGUGCUUAUUAGAGCUAGGCGCUUAUUACGUCGAAUACGGUAUAUACAAACUGAAAGAAAAAAUGAAUAGGAUAUUCAUGGUGUUCGAUUCAGCACAUCACAAUUCAAAUUAACUUUAUUGGAGAUGUGUGUGUCAUGCUCUGUUGUUUGGAGGAUUGUAUCUAGUGUUUUCCACAGCUUGAUAGAGUGAACCUUUUGUACAUAACUUGUUAUCAUUGUUGCUUUGUUAUUGUAAAAUAUAUACAUAUCUACAGUUUGUAUAAUUAUUUUUUUUUUUGGGAUUAUCAUACUUUUGUUAUGUAUAUGUUUACUGUUUUACAAUCAGAGAACAAUCUGAAUAAAUAAGGUCACACAAUAGAUUGAAUAUAAUAUACAUAUUUGUGAUGAGACAUUCCUGAAACAAAUACUUAUCCAUCUUGGGACAACAUGUACAAGCACGGUACUGAAACUGGAAAAAGCAUUUACAUUCCCUUCAAAGGUCAAAAGAUCUGCAAGUAAUUGAUAUCAAAUAUAUGAUGCCCUUGUUUUAUUUAAUUUGUAUGCUGUUUACAUAAAAUAUGUUUCAUAUAACUUCUUAUCUCAGAUGUAAUUCCUUUUGUUUAAAUAUUGACAGUAUUGUUUAGAUUUAUGCAGUUUCCAUCCACUUGACAGGUAAACACAGACAACUAUUCUGUGUGUAGGUUUAGAACAUUCCCUGUGAUGAAAUGUGAUGUGCUACCAUGUGUUUCAAUGCUAUACGGUAUAAGGAGUUUGAAGGUGUCAAGUUUCGUUACUUAUUUACAGGCUGUUGUCAUACAGCUGGAAUAUUGCUGAGUGUGGCAUUAUACAGCAAACAAACAACACAAAACCACAUCACCUCCUCUCAACUCAACAUCACCCACAAGAGAUUACACUAUUAACUGUCCUGUCUAUACAAGCAUUCACACAUGUCAGCCACAAGAGAUCACACUAUUAACUGUCCUGUCUAUACAAGCAUUCACACAUGUCAGCCACAAGAGAUUACACUACUAACUGUCCUGUCUAUACAGGCAUUCACACAUGUCAGCCACAAGAGAUUACACUAUUAACUGUCCUGUCGAUACAAGCAUUCACACAUGUCAGCCACAAGAGAUUACACUAUUAACUGUCCUGUCUAUACAAGUAUUCACACACGUCAGCCACAAGAGAUUACACUAUUAACUGUCCUGUCUAUACAAGCAUUCACACAUGUCAGCCACAAGAGAUUACACUACUAACUGUCCUGUCUAUACAGGCAUUCACACAUGUCAGCCACAAGAGAUCACACUACUAACUGUCCUGUCUAUACAAGCAUUCACACAUGUCAGCCACAAGAGAUUACACUAUUAACUGUCCUGUCUAUACAAGCAUUCACACAUGUCAGCCACAAGAGAUCACACUAUUAACUGUCCUGUCUAUACAAGCAUUCACACAUGUCAGCCACAAGAGAUUACACUACUAACUGUCCUGUCUAUACAAGCAUUCACACAUGUCAGCCACAAGAGAUCACACUACUAACUGUCCUGUCUAGACAAGCAUUCACACAUGUCAGCCACAAGAGAUCACACUAUUAACUGUCCUGUCUAUACAAGCAUUCACACAUGUCAGCCACAAGAGAUUACACUAUUAACUGUCCUGUCUAUACAAGCAUUCACACAUGUCAGCCACAAGAGAUUACACUAUUAACUGUCCUGUCUAUACAAGCAUUCACACAUGUCAGCCACAAGAGAUUACACCAUUAACUGUCCUGUCUAUACAAGCAUUCACACAUGUCAGCCACAAGAGAUUACACUAUUAACUGUCCUGUCUAUACACACAUUCACAUGUUAUAAUAAACUCAAGUUUGAUUACAUCAAUUACAAUAAGCACACAUAGGGAAGAUGCAGAUUAACAAGAGAUGAAUAUUGUCAUCAUUUAUUAAAGCUAGUCCUUUUAUCACAUUGGCAUUGUCCAGGCCAAACUACUUAUUCCAUGUAUAUUUGGUGUUUCCUAUGUGAUAACAUCCUAAGAUGUUGGUGUUCAGUGAUGUUCACAUAGUGACUCUCACACAGCUUUAUGAUCAAACAUUGUAUACUUUUACUGAGAGAAUGUUAGCCCUUGAAACUUUGAUGAAGGUCACACCUGAGGACUACUUAACACUGGGACUGCCCUGCUCAAUAACAAUGUGGUACACUACUAUAUCAUAAGCAUGUCCUGCCUCACUGGUGACUCUGGUCACAAAUACAUGCAAGACAAGUCAAGUGUUGACCUGUACAAACACAGAACAUUUGUACAAGUCAAAAUUGGGAAUUGCAUUGGAUAUCAUUUUGGUCACUAAUGCAUCAAAUUUGGUAGUGUCCCCCAAUUGUCUACCAUUUUGAAAGUUUUACUGAGACCUUGUAUGCUGCAACUACUUAAUAGUAUUAAUCUUAAUGUUUUUCAAAGUUUAUUAUGAGUCCCAAUACAAAACCAAAAAUGAAUUUACAAUAACAUUAUAAGGUAUCCAAAGUAAAUUAGAGGUUAGAUUUACAUUCUUGGGCUAAUAUUUUGACAAAAUAGUUUGACCAACGGCAACAUUUUACAGCUGGGUUGAAACAGUGAUGAAAAGUAUAUGCAUGGAUCACUGAAGGUUUGAGGGGCGGUCAGGUAGCCCAGUGGUUCAAGCCUUUGCUCAUCACGCCAAAGACCCGGGUUCGAUUCCCGACAUGAGUACAAUGUGUAAAGGCCCAUUUCUGGUGUCCCCCGCCGUGAUAUUGCUGGAAUAUUGCUGGAAUAUUGCUAAAAGCGGCGUAAAACCCCAUUCACUCACUCACUGAAGGUUGGUGAUGACACCGGGUGUUCAAUAGUAUGGGAAUGCUUACAGGCAAGGCUUACAGUGUAAGGUCAUGAGAGAUGUGCGAGGGCAUGACAUAAGUGCAUGACAUCAUGACAUCACUCUCAGUGUAUGAUCACUGUUAUUGUUCUCCAUGUGAUCAAUGUUGGCUUAUAGUCCCCCACCAUUAUUUGUAUAUAAUAGGUUUACGACGAGCUCACAGUGCCACUGGCGCAAGGAUGUUGUGUUUUUGAGUUUUAUGCUAGACUGUUACACAAAGCAGCCGUUUCUGUUACCAAGUGUGUUGAACUUGAAAUGACAAAUAUUUACCCAGUAAAGAUCCAACGUGGAGAUCAAUAGCAAAUGUGAACACAGCCAUAAUAUUGGUGAACCAACACCACACUGAGAUUAACAUGGGGCUCCCAUGCCUGUUUAUGUUGAAAAUGUAUUUGUUUAUGAUUUGUACGUACCUACCUAUUAGUAUUAAGACUUUAUUUAACAUUCCACUUUCAACUAGUUAGCGAUUUCAAAAUCAGUGUUUUAUUUUGAUUAAAAGUUUUAAAUCAUAGUGACAGUAUUACAAUUUUGAUACACACAUUUAAUUAGUUCUGAAUGGAAUUAUUCCAUAUUUUGCUUGGUACUAGAGAUCAAGUAGAGUUGUAUAUGUUGUGUCCAAGAGAGCAUAUUUGUUCUAUGUUAGGCAAUCACGUUGCUGGGGCUCUCUCCAUGCCCUCCAAGGCGAGCAGGUUCGCCAAUAUACUGUAUCUUCACUACCAUCGCUGAAAAUAUUUGCCAUGGAAAGAGGUUAAGACGUUGACACCGAAUACGGAAAAUAAAUCAUUUCUUCUUA